This is a messenger RNA of Diatraea saccharalis (sugarcane borer), 996 nucleotides long. NCBI's taxonomy places the organism in Eukaryota, Metazoa, Arthropoda, Insecta, Lepidoptera, Crambidae. The record is from the annotation of a GenBank genome assembly.
AUGAAGAAAACUACGAAAGAUUUGGCGCCUAUAGCCAUACCACAUGGCCCACCUGUGGAAUCUACUGCUGAAUACUACAAAUCGCUCAUGGAAAGUGCAAGGAUGGUAAAGAAAUAUCCAGUAUGGGACGUAGCUCGACCUACUCCCCAAGUGCUGAUGGAGCAAGCACGCCGAGAUCUAAUGGAAGCAGACGAGAAAUUAGUAGCAAAACGUGAAGAAGAAGCAAAAUAUCGCAUUGUCAUGGACGCCAAGUGGCAGGAGCUGCGUAAUAAGGAAAUAUUGCUCAAAGAAUCUUUUAUUAGUUUUAACAAGUUUAUCCGAGAGAAUCAGGAAAAGCGCGAUCGCGCCGAACGCAAGAUGGAAGCUGACAGCGUAGUCCUCGAAAGAAAGACUCGUGAAACUGAGGCGAUGCGACUGCGUGUGCAAGAGAUGGAACAGGUCAAACAACUUAUGGAAAAGCAAGUUAAAGACUACACUAUUUACGAGGAUUAUCUCAUGGCAGUGGUACGCGCAUAUCCUGAGUUUAAGCAGCCAUUAGACGUUUUGAACAGAUACGAAGCUUUGGCGGCUGCCAAGAGCACCCUGGCGGAGAGGCAGGAGCGUGACCUGGAAAUGUUGGAGGAAGCGCGUCAGGAGAUAGCUGCGCUAACGGAGGAGAAGAAGCUGUUUAUUAUGGGUCUAAAUAACACUCUUGCCAAUUUAAGGUGGCAAUAUGACAAAGUGAGAAACCGCGUGAUCAAAUGGGAACUGGCACUGAACCGUCUGAAGGAGACAGCGGCCAACAGGCACGUGGAGUUGUGUCACGUGCGCGCCGCCAUCUGGGCGCUCUACGUCAAGAUAUGCAACCAGAAGGGCCUGCCAAUUGAUGUAGACACAUCAGACUUUGAACAGCAAUUGGUGGUCAUCAUGAGGGCUCUUCUGGAGCUGAGAAGGAUCUAUAGGAUCGCCCAGCGAAGAUCUAAAGAGAAAGAUGCUGAAUCCAUGCAAACGGCUUGA